AUGGCAGGAUCAAGUGCGGAGGCCGCAGCAAGGAUCAAGCGUAUUGCUGACAGCAGGAAGACCGGGGCUGGACGGGUCACCAGACAGACGAAAAAAAAGGACCAGGAAGCUGCAAGUAACACACCGGAACAGCAAACGCAAGACGGGGCACACAACGAGGAAGCCCAACGCAAAACCGUAGUCCUCGAGAUGAUCGACAUUGGAAAAGACUUCCCAAGUCAUCCUACCCUCCUUGGAAAAUACCUAAGGGACAAAGGGUUCCACGAUUUCUCUGAAAUCUCCAAGCUAGGGAAAUUCAGGUUCAAGGUUGACACCGAGUUCGAAACCCAGCUGAGACAGUUAAAGCUGGCAGAUGCCAACUUGAGACUGUACGAACCCAAGAGCAGGGAUCAUACCAUCACCUUCAUCAGGGGAGUCCCCACCAGCUUCAAUGAGGAAGAGAUGUUGGAGAACAUAGAAGCAGAACACCGAGCGACCAAAGUUCAACGCAUCAAGCGACGGAGCAGGAAUGGAGAGCUUCUGGACACAACGAACAUCAAGGUAACAGUUGAGGGUGCGCAAGUGCCAAAAUGGGUAAAGAUCUUCGGUUGUAACUUCAGGCCCGAAUUGUACAUUUUUCCCAUCCGCCAGUGCAGGAACUGCUGGAGAUUCGGACAUGGAGCCAAGUUCUGCACCUCUCGUGCAAGAUGCGCCAACUGUGGAGGCACGCACUCAACGGCAGACUGCAACAUGGACGUUAAAUGCCCAAACUGCAAACUCAGACAUGGAGCAAGCGAUAUCGAGUGCCUAGAAAGGAAAAGACACGUGAAGAUUCGAGAAACUAUGAGGGAGAGGCAGAUCACUUUCACCCAGGCAGAAACCCACUUCCCGAAGCUACAAAAUCGAUUCAAUCUCCUGGACCAGCUGGGAGACGAGGGAAAUGAAGGUGAUUUCCCAAGGCUCGGAGGAAGUGAUCAACCCAACUGGCCGUUCGCAGGACCUAGGCCCCAGAGAAGACAGUCUUCUCGCUCCCGAGACAUGAGUCGGGAAAGGCAGGAACCCACCACACCCAACGAGGAAGGUGAGCGUGGGGGGCUAAGGAAACUCGCUUCGACCUGUCCCAUAUGCCAGAAGAACCCUUUCAAGGCAACGGACUUUGAACGCUUCAUCACGUGGCUGCGGCAACAAUUCUUCGCAGAGGUGCGACACAAACGCUGGAGUUGGACAGGGACCAACUACUCGUCGACAUCGGACAAGACAUCCAAUCAAUCAUCGAGGGGCAACCGCUCCAAGGAGAAACCACGAGAACCAACACAAGCUUUCACAGUGGAGUGUAAAAAGCUGAUAAUCUUGCAGCACAACGUCCAAAGCCUUCGCCCUGUCGAUACCCGCGAAGAGCUCAGCCAGUUCCUUUCGGAAAACUCGGUGGGCGUGGCACUGUUGCAGGAAAUUUGGCUCAGGAAGGAAGAAAAUUUUAGAUUGGCUCACUUUAGACUGGAAUCUGCCAGGCGAAAUCAAGGAUACGGGGGAGUCGGAAUUCUAGUACACGAGACCCUGGACUACGAAACGGUACAGUUCGAGGACCUUCUACCGGUCGAAGUUGUAGGGGUCAAAAUAACCAAGGGGUUUUUUCCGCUCACACUGGUUUCCGUAUACGUUCCCUCUGGAUAUAGUCCUCUCAGUGAAAUCAGAAGCAAGAUACUGGAACUCUUCGAGAAGCUGGACAACAUGGAUGGUGAAAUUCUUAUCGGAGGCGACUUCAACAGUCACCAUCGAAGCUGGGACCCCGGUGCGACCAACUGCUACAAAGGAAACCUGCUCAACAGCAUCUUGGAACCCUCCAAGUUUAUCCUCCUGAACGACGGUACGACAACAUGUAUGUCCACGGUCAACAGAAGCAGCACAGCGAUCGACCUCUCUCUGGCAACCGCCGGUCUAGCAACCAAGGCUUCUUGGGAAGUGGUCCCACAAGAAUUCGGAAGCAACCAUCUAUCGAUAGUCAUCGAAAUCGCAAGUGAGAUUCCGGUGGCACUAGGAAAAAUGAAACGGGUCAACAAGGACAAAGCAGCGGAAUUGAUCAACCAGUUGAAGCCUCAAUACAUCUAUAACCCCGACGAAAUGCAGACAAUAUUCGAGGAUAGCAUAGAACAAGCCAGCUUCAUAAUCAAAGAUAAAAAAGGAAAUUACCUGAAGCGCUGGUGGUCCGAGGACAUCAACGAAUGCUAUAAGACCAAACGAGAGAAGCUCCGAAUCUACAACCGAAACAAGAGCAUAACCAACCACCUAGAACUCCAAAAAGCACGGGCUAUCCUCAAGAGGCUCAUUCGGAAGGCAAAACGGGCUUAUUGCCAGGAACUCGCUGAAACAGUUGACGAGGACACUCCCCCCAGACAGCUGUGGAACAUCAUCAAGGGUUUGGAUACCGCGCUAACCCAGCCGGUAAGCAGAAAACCGGAAACCACGCUGGAUGACGCAGUACAGUUCCUCGCAUACUACUACGAUGGGAAGUUAAAACCGGUUGGGAAACCCACAUCCGUAACCCCCUCCCACUUAAAGGGCUACGAAAUGGCGCUCCAGGUCGAGGAAAUCUUGGAAGCCCUAAAAAAGAAAAAGUCCCACUCGGCCCCAGGAGAAGACGGCAUGUCUUACGGCAUCCUGAAGAACCUCAGGCUAGACAUGCAAGUUAAGGUAUGUGAGAUGCUCAACGAAGUCUUCGUUUCGGAAGUAAUUCCGGAAAGGUGGAGGACCACCCAAAUAAAGCCAAUUCCAAAAAACAAAGGUGACCCACUCAACCCAGGAUCGAACCGACCCAUCGCUCUCAUGAACAUCAAUCUCAAGCUGAUCAACUCGGUGAUCAACAGCAGACUGGCUGAUAUAGCAGAAAUAGAGAAUUUACACCCUCCUCGAUCGUUUGGCUUUCGGAAACACCGUUCGGCACAGAGCUGCGUCAACUACGUCGUCAACAAGGUGAAGGACGCCCAGCUGGCAAAGAAGGACACCGUCGUCGUAUUCCUCGAUCUAUCACAGGCUUUCGACUGCGUGAACCUGCAAACACUGCUCAACACCCUAAAAACCUUAAGCAUCCCAAACAAGAUCAUCUCCUGGCUUCACACUUACCUCAGCGACCGACAUCUUGUCCUCAAAACAAACGAAGGAGACGCUCACAGAGAGGUUAGCGAAGGCCUCCCCCAAGGAUGCCCACUGUCACCCAUCCUCUUCAACCUCUACACCAGUGGUCUGCACCGGAUAGAACACGAAGGAUGUGAACUCGUCCAGUUCGCGGAUGACUUUGCGGUGGUGGCAACCGGCAGCAGUCCAGAAGAUGCAGCAACAAAAGCCAACAACUAUCUAUCCCAGCUCCAAACUGAGCUCACCAGACUGGAACUCAAAAUCAACGUUUCCAAAAGCGCUGCAGUCGCUUUCACGAGAAAAGACACCAGCGUAGUAAGGAUCAGGAUAGGACGAGAGAACGUGGACCUGAACAACACUCAUCGAUACUUGGGAUAUACAGUCGACAGGACUCUCACACACAGAAAACACAUCGAGGACAUCCGAGACAAAGCAGCCGCAAAAGUAAAAAUAAUAAAGAUGCUCGGGAAGCGCAGCAGCAGUGCCAACCCGAACACACUAGUCAAGAUUGGGAACGCCAUCAUCCGCAGCCGACUAGAGUAUGGAGCUCAAAUAUACGGAAAUGCGGCCAAAACAAACCUUCAGAAGCUACAAACUGUACACAACUCGUACCUUCGCAGCGCUAUGCGUUACCUAAAAACCACACCAAUCCAUGUGAUCCACGCCGAAACCGGACAGACGCCGCUGGACAUCAGAAGGGAGCUGCUCACUCUGAAGGAGCUCCUGAAAAGCACCUACCACACCAAUCAGCUACAGCCUUUCUCCGAUCGUUCAAUCAGGAACAACUUGGGAAACGGAUCCUACUGGACGGAAACGGCCGUCAAAUUCAACUACAUCAUAUGCCAAAUGAACCCGAAAGACAGCGAAAUAGCCUUCUUGAAUAGACGGCAGUACUCGGACUACACACUGGAGAGGAACAUCAAAGAGGACAUGUUUGAGCACCAAAACAAAAAAGAAAACUACAGCCAGCAGUUCUGGAACCUAAAAUUCCUGGAAAUAAAGAAUCUCUACUAUGAAGACUUUCACCACCUCUAUACGGAUGCAUCCAAAACGACGACGGGAACGGCACUGGCGGUGUACGACCACACAGACCAGCAAGUUUUGACGCAGAAAAUCAACCCUAAUUACACCAUCACCAACGCCGAACUACUGGCUAUUCGCUCGGCCAUUGAACUCGCAAAGGAGAAAAAAUAUCACAAAGCAGUGAUUUUCACCGACUCCAAGGGAGCCUGUCAAACCAUCCGAAACAGAAGCAAGCAGAAUGAAAACUUCCUGGCGUGGGAAAUUGUCAAACUGCUGAAACAAGACAGGAACUACAAGAUCAAGCUGCAAUGGAUUCCCAGCCACCAAGGGAUUCCGGGUAACGAAAAGGCUGAUGAAGAAGCGGUUCGAGCCACUCAAGGACCACAAACAAAUUACAACUCCCUGACACUACCCGACGCCAUCCUGCUGGCGAAAGCUGACAUCUGGGACGACUGGAUAACAUCGUACAGAAAAAUUUCCGAGGAGAAAGGAAUAUGGCACCUGGAAAUAAUGGAAACGCCGGGGGAAAAAAUCUGGUUCCAUGGAUUAAACCUGAACACAGAAGAGAAAACCAUCAUCGGGCGGAUACGCACAGGACACACAAACACAAAGGAGCGCAGAUACAAGUGGGGGUGGGAAAUAAACGAUAGUUGCGAAUUGUGCGACGAAACGGAAGACCUACAGCACCUACUAUACUACUGCCCCAAGUUCAACAUCGAAAGAUCAGAGCAUAUCGUGCUAGAAUACUGCAAACCGCUGACCACCAUCCUAAAAGAGAACAACGAGACGGACCUGAAAGAAAUUGUAGCUUUCAUUAAACGAACAAAAAUCCAAACAUAA
Molecule: messenger RNA, 4971 nt
Organism: Ochlerotatus camptorhynchus
Lineage: Eukaryota; Metazoa; Arthropoda; Insecta; Diptera; Culicidae
Exons: 2
Coding region: 1-4971 (1656 amino acids)
Molecular function (GO): RNA-DNA hybrid ribonuclease activity; nucleic acid binding
Source: RefSeq, a predicted model, not a curated record